Molecule: messenger RNA, 2368 nt
Organism: Fusarium verticillioides 7600
Lineage: Eukaryota; Fungi; Ascomycota; Sordariomycetes; Hypocreales; Nectriaceae
Exons: 3
Coding region: 94-1065 (323 amino acids)
Source: RefSeq, a predicted model, not a curated record
GGAUAUAUAAGUCCUCGCCGCCCUUCUCCUCAGCCCUGAGCUCAGCAUCAUUAUCGUUGUCUAACAGCGUAAAUACCAGGCUCAUCAUAGAAAAUGGCUGUCCGAACACAGCUUUUCCCUCCGUCCCCUACUUUCACAGAAUCUUCACUGCCGUCCUUGAGCUCCAGGGUGUAUAUCGUCACCGGUGCAACAUCUGGUGUUGGUCUGGAACUGGCCAAGAUUCUCUAUUACCGCUCAGCGAUCGUUUACAUAGCUGCACGCAAUUAUUCCAAGAUCACGUCGGCCAUAAAAGAGGUGCAGUCAGCGUUUCCUGAUUCAACAGGACGUCUUGAGUCGCUAUGCGUUGACCUUUCCGACCUCGCAAGUAUCAAGCCUGCAGCUCAGCGAUUCCUCGCCAAAGAACCAAGACUCGAUGGCCUAGUACUCAAUGCUGGUGUCAUGAUGCCCCCGGAGGGUAGCAAGACCGAGCUGGGGCAUGAGUUACAAAUGGGAACGAAUUGUUUGGGCGGAUAUCUACUGUCGCGGCUUCUCGAGGAGCUUCUGGUGAGGACAACGGUUGUAGCAGACGAGGGAACUGUUCGAGUUGUAUGGCUUGCAAGUACUCUUCAGAUGGGCACACCCAAGGGAGGUCUUGUCUGGGACGAGGUCAAGAAGGAGCCGAAAGUGGUCAAAGACCAGAUGGAGAACUACAUGAUGAGCAAGGCCGGUAAUCUUCUCUUGGCCCACGAGACUUCUCAGAGAUUGGGAUCGCAAGGAAUUAUAUCAGUGGCUGUCAACCCAGGGUUCUUGAAGACGGAGCUUCAGCGUCAUAUGCCCGGACCUGUGUCUUUCAUGAUGGGCCUCAUGUUUAAAGCGCCCAAGUAUGGAGCUUACAGUGAGCUGUUCGGACUGCUGUCACCAGAUAUCACCGCUGAGAAUAACGGAGCCUUGAUCUACCCUUGGGGUCGUAUCGGAUGCAUCCCAGACGACAUCAAGGUGUCUUUAAAGAAUGGACAAGAGGGGGGCGCUGGCCUCUCAAAAGCUUUCGCUGACUGGUGUGAGAGAGAAACUCGUCAGUACAAGUAGUUGGUAGUUAAGUAAGAAGUAUUGAUUUGGUAGAGUGAUUUCCAUUUAGAUCUAAAUAGUCUCACACGGGUAUCAUGUCAUAACUUAUCCCAAACGCCGUUGUAAACAAAGAAAUCAUGGUCUACUAGAACUCAUCCUUUUUCUCCCCUGUCCUUCGUUGCUUGCGACUGACCUGGUUUAGUCGUACGUCCACCACGACUGGCCUAUGGUCCGAAAUGAAAACCCCAUCCUCAUAUCGCGAAUUGACCACUGCAAAGGCCUUGAAUUCGAUACCGGUCGGGUCGUGCACGAAAAUGUGAUCGAGAUACAUGUCAUCCCAUGGCACCGUAGUAAAUCCGGUGUAAGUGUACGACGAAUGUCCAUAUCGCUUACUCUGCGGGACGAGGCUCUUCACGUCGUUCAUGGUUUUGGCGAGAUGCUUGUAAGCCGCACCACUGGGGGAGGAGUUGAGAUCGCCGCCAAUGAAGACAGGUAUGGUCUCGCCGUCGUGUACAGACCAGUUCUCGGCGAUAUCAGUAAUUAGUUUUGCCGAGUUAGCACGAGCCUUUUUCCCCUUAUGGUCGAAAUGCGUGCACAUAUAGACCAUGCGAUUACCUGUAGCGGCAUGUUCAAAGCGCGCGACGGUGACAAUCCUGGGGAAUGCGGCGUCCCAUCCCCUGGAGCCAACUUUCUCAGGAGUGUCGCUCAGCCAGUAUGUUUUCUUGUCUUCAAUAUUCCAAACAGAAGGACGAUAGAAAAUUGGGGAGAAUUCAUCACUUUGGCCGCCCCUGCGUCCGAUACCAUAGUAAUCCCACUCGCUCCCCAGAUCUUGUUGGAUGUCUUGGAUUUGCGGAUACAAUGCUUCUUGCAUGCACACGAUGGACUCCGGUCUCCCAGAGGUCUCGUAGUUGAUUUGGGCUGUCAAGCGUGGACGACGAACGGGCCAUCGUUCCUCGCCCCAUUGGGGCUUGUUUGGUGCGAGGCGAAUGUUGUAAGUGAUGAGUCGAACAUCAGUGCUUCGAGAUAGAGGCGCUGCAGCCGCGAAAGCAGCGGAAAGAACGAGAAAUGUAAACUUCAUUUCAGUUUAUUCCGAUGUUUUGUGGGCGGUAGAGAGGGAAGACCGUACGAGGACGUUUGAUCCCCAGCGGCUUUAUGAUCGGGUUGCUUUUGGUAUGGAAGUUUUGUGUAGAUGCGGGUGACGCGGCUUUACAGUCAAUGUUGUCACUGACAAAUUUCGGCAGCAACAACCAACAAACUGUAGUCUGAUGUUUACUGAGACUGAUGUAGAUUCCAGUUUCAACAUAUUGAAUUGGGUCUUCGGGGG